Molecule: messenger RNA, 1995 nt
Organism: Tigriopus californicus
Lineage: Eukaryota; Metazoa; Arthropoda; Copepoda; Harpacticoida; Harpacticidae
Exons: 3
Coding region: 61-1932 (623 amino acids)
Biological process (GO): maturation of LSU-rRNA; maturation of 5.8S rRNA
Cellular component (GO): Las1 complex; preribosome, large subunit precursor
Molecular function (GO): endonuclease activity
Source: RefSeq, a predicted model, not a curated record
CCAANGAUUUAUGUCAUUGCAUUGAAGCUCAAAGCCAUCCCAAUUUUCACCUCGGCCAACAUGAAGGUCAGAGACCUGAAAGUCAAAGACAAGGAUUGGUCUCGCCAUCCUGCCCACGAAAGUUUGCAAAUCACGCCGUGGAUUUCUGACCACGAAUGGAUGAGUGUGGCCGAAUCCCUGCUAUCCCUCAAAUCCGCCCAUUGGUCUUGGGCCCUGCGCGUGAUUCAACGAUGGUCCAAGGCCGUGGAACGUUUACCCAUGGGGGUGGAAAUGACACUCUACGUGGUGCCCAUCUUACUGGAACUCGAUCAAAGUCCCAAGUCCGAGGCCGCUCAAUCUGUGUUGACCUUGUCCAUGGGUGGAGCCCUGAAUCGAGUUCUCAAUGUUCUAUCUCAGUGGGCCGACCGACGUCUCGGUCUGACGCACUAUCACGAUAUGGCUCGCGUUUUGGGCUUGCCCGUCUGGAUCGUGGACCUUCGUCAUGAGACGACCCAUGGACAGAUGCCCAAUCCCAGCCAAUUGCUCCAAGGUCUUCAGUGCACCAUGAAGUGGACCCUACGCAACUAUUGGCGACCCGAGUACGAUCAUCUGUCUCAGGUUAUCGAGAAGAAGGAUGAUAUUCGACACUCGCGUGAAUAUCAAAAGCUGCACAAGCUUUUGGAUUGCUAUGGAUACUUGCGGCUCUACGUUCUAUGGGGAACCACUAAUUUGGGUCAACUUCGAGAUCAGACCGAAUUGUACGAGCACGUCACCGAGUUGUGGGAACACUUUCAGUUCCACAAGUUAGGCCCUAAGCGGCAACGGGCGGCUCUAAGUAUUGAUGAGAUCGGCGUAAAGGACGCCGUGAUGAGAAUCGAGGAUGAAUUGGUCGAAGUGCUUUCAUCGGCCGACGAGUUCAAUCGAGAUUUUGUGGCUGAUGCCUUGGUCACUAGUCUCAUAGAGGAUGAGCUUCUUUUCCCUUCUAAUGAAAUGAUGGAAACGUUGAAAGAACAUGAGGACGAGGAUGAAUUGCGUGUCCUACCCAAGAACUUGGAAAUGCAAUGGUGGGAUGUUUUAAAGCUUCUGACCCAAUAUGAUCAUAUCACUUUGUUGGUGGAACGCUUGCUGGUACAUGGCUGCUCAAAAGACAUUUCGCCUAAACAUGCAAUAUUGGCUCAAGCUUGGAUUCGAUUGAUAUGCUCAGAAAGUUCUACCGACGCUCCAUCUGCCAAGAAUAGUGAAAAAUCAAGCAAAAAGAGGAAGAAACAGAAGAAAUUGCCCACUCCAACGCAAGUCACCACCACACAAUUUACUCUCCUUGAUAAAGAAGAUGUUCAAUCGAAUCCCAAGUUUAACGAAAUUGUGGACAACUGUCUCCUGGAACCGACACCAUUCAUUUUGGGCGUAAUGAAAUGCCUCCUUCGUCUUCAAACUCCGAGACUUUCAACUUUGACCGAGAACAAAGUGAUCCAACUAAUGAAAAUCCACUUAGGACAAUCUCUAAGCAAUACGAACGUUCCUGUUGAUUAUGAGAUCCAGGAUCUCACCUCGUUAUUACCAAGUGAUAAUAGCUUAGGCGAUGCUUGUUCCACGGGCUCGUCGGAUUCUAAGAGUGGGAACAGGGUUUGGAAAAAGGCGGGCAGUAAAGUGAAUUGGGCCUCAAUUCCCUUGGGUUUGAUACCAGGACAAAAAUUGUCCGUUUUGACGCAAGAAAUCAUCUCAGAUCGUCCAUCCAAAAAUGAACCUGACACUAGUUCAAUCAACUUAGGAGCCGAUGACGACCAUGUCUCUGAGGUUCGAACAUUGGAUUGGAACCAAAUACUUCAACGUUCUCAGACGGUUUCCACUUCCUCCAACAACUUGAGCACCGAUUCGCAGGACCAGAUCGAGGAAUCAGAUGAGAAUGUCCCAGCCUUUAACAGAAAUCCCAAACGGAAGGUUCCAUUGAAAUAGUUGUGAUGAUCCAGAAUUCAUAUUUGCAUUCUUUGGUUAAUGAACACUGAGUCAAACUCAUAA